Messenger RNA from Syngnathus acus (greater pipefish), 1989 nucleotides. It is a transcript of the gene atxn7l3, whose product is annotated as ataxin 7-like 3. Gene Ontology annotation, molecular function: transcription coactivator activity. The transcript is spliced from 15 exons. NCBI's taxonomy places the organism in Eukaryota, Metazoa, Chordata, Actinopteri, Syngnathiformes, Syngnathidae. Gene Ontology annotation, cellular component: DUBm complex; SAGA complex. Gene Ontology annotation, biological process: regulation of transcription by RNA polymerase II; positive regulation of DNA-templated transcription. The coding region runs from base 362 to 1549 and encodes 395 amino acids. The record is from RefSeq and is a predicted model, not a curated record.
CUGUGAUUGGUCGAGCGCUGCUGCAUGGCCGCCUUGCGCCUGUCAAGCUGCACAAAACGGCUGGCCGUUCGUUUGUUUGUUUCGUUAACACCUGCAACGAACAGACAAUAAGGAGAACUAGAAUUACACGUUUCACUUUUUUCCCCCCCCUCUGAGACCCAGCAAAUAUGGACGUCGAAGAAGAUUCCUCGCGCUGACUGACGCGAAUCACGUCGAGUCGGCUGCCUUCCGCCGGGGGGAAACGGGCCGCUUCCGUGACGACCGACGAGGAUGAAGAGAGAAAAGCGACUUAAAAGCUUAAAAGUACGCAGCGUCAUUGGGUUCCGACGCCAUCGAGAAGAUUCAGCAGAGGGGUUUUCAAAUGAAAAUGGAGGAUAUGGCCCUGUCAGGCCCAGACAACAACACCAGGCUGGAGGCCUUGGUCCACGACAUCUACUCUGAGCUGGUGGAGGACGCCUGCCUAGGCCUUUGCUUUGAGGUGCAUCGCGCCGUCAAGCACGGCUACUUCUUCCUGGACGACAUCGACCCGGAGAGCGCCAAAGAAUUUGAGAUUGUGGACCAGCCAGGACUGGACAUCUUUGGCCAGGUGUACAACCAGUGGAAGAACAAGGAGUGCGAGUGUCCCAAUUGCAAGCGACUAAUCGCGGCGUCCCGCUUUGCACCGCACCUGGAAAAGUGUCUGGGCAUGGGGCGCAACAGCAGCCGCAUCGCUAGCCGCAGGCUGGCCAGCAACAACAACAACAACGUGAGCAAGUCGGAGAGCGACCAGGAAGACAACGACGACCUGAACGACAACGACUGGUCGUACGGCGCCGAGAAGAAAUCCAAGAAGAGAAAGUCAGAUAAGAAUCCAAAUUCACCGCGACGCUCCAAAUCUCUCAAGCACAAAAACGGUGAUCUGGGCAGCAGCAGCAGCAGCAGCAGCAUCUCCUCAGAAGCAUUCAAGUACAAUAACUACAACAACGCCGGGAUCAAUUACGAAACUCUGGGCCCUGAGGAAGUCAGGUCACUGCUGACCACGCAAUGUGGGGUGAUCUCUGAACACACCAAGAAGAUGUGCACCAGGUCUCAGCGCUGUCCCCAGCACACGGACGAGCAGAGGAGGAGCGUCAGGGUGUUCCUCCUGGGGCCGUCCGCGUCGUCCCUCCCUGACCCCGACGCCACGGCCGAGAGCGACGGCUUUGAGCUCCAAGGGGACGGCGGCGGCGGCGGCGGCGGCGGCGGCGGCGGGGCUCACAAUCUCAUCAGCCGCCUGCAGUGGGAAGACUCGCCGGAGAUUUCGCCCACUGACUCCGCCUCAUCCAGAGCCAGCACCAACCAUUCUGACCCUCGUAGGCCGAAGAAGAAGAAGCGGACCUCACUGAUUUUGAACAGCACUUCAGGAGGAGGAGGAGGAGGAGGAGGAGGCGGAGGCGAAGGAACAAGCGGAAGUCUAACAAGUGGCAGCAAUGGAGGCGUCUCGCAGAGUAAUGUUAGCUUGCCCGCCAAAAAAAAGCGCCCCAAACCUCCUGCUCCAUCUAUUUCCAGCAUCUACAAUGACUUGAACUAGCACCAGAGAACAUUUUUCCCCUCCACGUCUCUACGCCUAGGUUCGGAAUGAGGCAUUCAGGUGCAACGCACACACACACACACACACACACACACACACACACACACACAUACAUGCAUUCUUCUGCUCGCUCUACUGCUGUGUGUAUUUCAGGUUUAGUGUAACUCAUGUGAACCGUAUAUGCUAAUUUUGUAUUCUUGUGACAUAUAUUUUGAGUUUUGUUAAGAUUAUCAUGACCUAAUUAUUUGUUGUAAAUGAUGUCACAACACACACACACAUGUAUUUUAUGUAUUUGCACAUGAAACUGUAAUGGUGGUGGAGAUGGACAAGGUAAGCUCAAAUAAUUGUGUCUAUUUUUAUAGUCCUGUGAAGUUUUGUAAAAGUGUUUUGGUGAUGUGAGCUCAAAAUAUUAACACGUGUAUAUAUAUAUAUAAAAGUAU